Messenger RNA from Strigops habroptila (Kakapo), 2099 nucleotides. It is a transcript of the gene NCF2, whose product is annotated as neutrophil cytosolic factor 2. NCBI's taxonomy places the organism in Eukaryota, Metazoa, Chordata, Aves, Psittaciformes, Psittacidae. The record is from RefSeq and is a predicted model, not a curated record. Gene Ontology annotation, cellular component: NADPH oxidase complex. Gene Ontology annotation, molecular function: protein binding; superoxide-generating NADPH oxidase activator activity. The coding region runs from base 324 to 1898 and encodes 524 amino acids. The transcript is spliced from 15 exons. Gene Ontology annotation, biological process: respiratory burst; superoxide anion generation; phagocytosis.
GUACAACCCAUGGCAGUGCAGCAUGGAAACCCGCUGCCUCUGCCCCACUUCCUCAUCCCGGGGCUGCGUUUCACUGAUCUGAGUGAGGCCACUUCCUGCCAGGUUUGCGACAUGGGCGGUGGGGAAGGCAGAAAUACAGGCAGAAGGGAGCUAGAGAGAGGCCAAGCAGGACCACAAGGAAGGACAAGGAGAGGGGUGAGACCCACAACGCAGCCGAGGACGCCGCGCCCUGCACCACCACGCCAUGUCCCUGGUGGAGACGAUCCGGCUGUGGCAAGAAGGGGUGUGUGCAGCAGACAGGAAGGAGUGGAGGGCAGCCCUGGAUGCCUUCACAGCUGUCCAGAACCCCCCUGCCAAAAUCUGCUUCAACAUCGGCUGCGUCCACCUUGUCCUGGGGCAGUUGGCCGAGGCGGAGGAGGCAUUCACCCGGAGCAUUGGCUGUGACAAACACCUGGCAGUGGCUUAUUUCCAGCGGGGGACCGUGUUUUACCGGAGGCAGAAGUGAGUGGAAGGGUUUAUAUUUCAUUUUUGCUGCUUGCAGAGAUGCCAGCCUUCAGCUGAGGACAGCCCCAGGCAGGAUGAUACCCCAGGGGCCAAACUGCAACCCCUCGAGCCAUGAAAAGGCCAUUGAGGAUUUCAAAGAGGCUCUGGCCCAGCUGCGAGGCAACCAGCUCAUUGACUACAAGAUCCUGGGAUUGCGGUACAGGCUCUUUGCUUGUGAGAUACUCUACAACAUUGCACUGGUGUAUGCCACGACAGAGGACUGGAAGAAAGCUGAGGAGCACGUGACACGGGCCAUGAGCAUGAAGAGUGAGCUCCAGCAUAACAAGAUUGACAGGGCAAUGGAAGCCAUCCUGAAGCAGAAGAUCUGUGAGCUGGUGGCCAUGCCUGCAGGGAAGCUGUUUAGACCAAACGAAAAGCAAGUGGCCCAACUGGAGAAGAAGGACUACCUGGGAAAGGCUAUGGUGGUGGCAUCUGUGGUGGACAAAGAUGAUUUUUCAGGAUUUGCUCCACUCCAACCACAGGCCUCUGGUCCUCCACCCAGGCCCAAGACCCCAGAAAUCCUCAGGGCCCUCGAAGGGCAGCCACACCGCGUCCUAUAUGAGUUCAUCCCUGAGACUGCCGAGGAGCUGCAGGUCCUGCCAGGAAACAUUGUCUUUGUCCUGAAGAAAGAGAAGGACAACUGGGCUACGGUGAUGUUCAACGGAAAGAAAGGGAUUGUUCCCUGCAACUACCUUGAGCCUGUGGAGCUCCAGAACAAGCUGCAUAUCCAGGAAGAAACUCCUCUUGAAGCAGAGAUCCCAGAGUCACCCAGCUCCACUGCUCCAGAGAAACCACGGCGGCCGGCACCAGGUAGUGCUCCUGUUACUGUGACACAGACAAGAGAUGCAGCAAAGGAGACAGAAGCGGCCAUCUCCAGCCCCCACAUCCUCAAAGUGCAUUACAAGUACACAGUUGCCCUGCGAGUUGAGCCAGACCUCUCCUACAUGGAGCUCCUGGACCUGGUUUGCAAGAAACUGGAGCUCCAGCCUGAGCACACACAGCUGAGGUGCAAGCCUGUGGAGACCCAAGCGCUGGUGACUCUGAGCACAGAGAACCUGGAGGCAGCUUGGAGCCAGAGCAAGGACAACUGUCUGACAGUCUGGUGUGACAUCACGGAGGGAGAGGGUUUUUUACCAGAGAGCAAACCAGAGGAACUGUUGCAGGAGGCAACACCAGAGGAGACGGGACCAACCCAAGUUGUAGCGCAGUACAAUUACGAAGCCACCCAACCUGAAGACCUGGAGUUUCAGGCAGGAGAUGUGAUACUUGUCCUAUCCAAAGUGAAUGGAGACUGGUUAGAAGGCCAGUGCAAUGGGAAGAUAGGUAUCUUCCCAUCCGCUUUCGUUCAAAAGUAAAAACCUGGAGAUGUGAUUUCAGAAGAGCUUAAAGUCAUGGAUGUGGAAAGAAAUCAAGAAUUCAACCACUGCAAUUAAGAAGUUUCCAUAUUAACCACUGCACCUGAAAAUGAACUUUAAAUAUUACUGCUACUUGUAUUAAAAGCUGUAUUUUUUUAUUUUAUAUUUUGCAUUGUUCUCUAAAACAGGUACUUACUAAAA